Trichoplusia ni (cabbage looper) is the source of this 1576-nucleotide messenger RNA. RefSeq names its product putative nuclease HARBI1. NCBI's taxonomy places the organism in Eukaryota, Metazoa, Arthropoda, Insecta, Lepidoptera, Noctuidae. The record is from RefSeq and is a predicted model, not a curated record. The coding region runs from base 262 to 1020 and encodes 252 amino acids. The transcript is spliced from 2 exons.
AAACAACAUUUAAUAAAUCUUAAUUGAAUGUAAGUUUAUUCGUUUUAUUUGAAAACAGUUCUCAAAUAGACAGCGUUGAUAUCAAGGAUUAAGGUACAAGUUGGCAGCCGACCGCAGGCGACAACUGCAGACGACAUGUCGUCGCUUCAUGUCGUCGCGACACGUCGUUGCGUCCUGUCGCUGCAGUCAUGAUUUCGAUCCCGACUGCAGACGACAACUGCAGAUGGCAUCCAGUUGAUUCCGAGCGGUCCGUGAAAUAAGAUGUCUGACGUGUUUGAGAAUAGUGAUCGCAAUUUUUUACGUCUUUUAUUAGAAGAGGAAGAUGAUGAUGAUGACUUGCUUUUAUUAUACAGAAAUAGACGACAAGCCACAUGUCCUAUGAUUAAACGCAGAGCAAGUGAGGGAACUUAUUCAAUACUGAUCAAAAACCAUUUGAAAAGCGAUAUGAAAGAAUUCAGAGAGUAUUGUCGUUUAAAUGAAAAACAGUUCGAUUUUAUACUAAGUUUAAUCAGAGAAGAAAUCGAGCCAAUGAAAAUAAAUGCCAUAAAUGCUGAGCGAAAAUUAUUUUUAACAUUAAGAUUUUUGGCCACAGGGGAAACCUAUAAAUCUUUGUCAACUGCAUACCGCAUAUCAGAGUGCUACAUAUCCCAAAUUGUGAAGAGUGUUCUUAAAGUUAUGAGACAAAAAUUAAUGCCUAUACUAAUGAAACCUGCAUUACAAGACGAUUUCAAACGCAUAGAACGUGAAUUUUGGGAAAAAUGGAAUAUACCAAAUUGCGUAGGAGGAAUGGACGGGAAACAUGUGCGAAUCAGGGCACCUAAAAAGAGUGGAUCAUUGUUUUUUAAUUACAAAAACUACUUUUCAAUUGUGCUAUUAGCAAUCGUGGAUGCUAAUUAUAAGUUUGUAGCAGUUGAUGUUGGUGCUUACGGAAAAGAAUCUGACAAUGGUAUAUUUCAAAAAUCAUUGAUGGGGAGGCAAAUAGACACCAAUAAUUUUAAUAUCCCGCCACCAAAAGCUUAACUAGGAACAAAUGUAAUCCUCCCUCACUUUCUGGUCGGAGACGAAGCCUUUGCAUUAAAUAGAUACAUGAUGAAACCCUAUACUAGAGCAGUGGCAAGGCUUGAAAGAAAUAAAGAAAUUUAUAACUUCAGAUAAUGCCGAGGCCGCCGAGUGACAGAAAAUGCUUUUGGGUUAUUGAGUCAAGUAUUCAGAGUAUUUUAUACUCCGAUUGCUAUAGCAACAGAUGUAGUCGAUGACCUAAUAUUAACAGCUUGUUGUUUACAUAAUCUUCUUCGGGAUGGUUAUCUUGAACGUAACAGCGUGCCAUUCCAUAGCCGCGAUGAUACAGAUAAUACCCAGGAUAACAUGAUAAACUUAGCCCGUUUUGGUGGAUUUGCUAGUAGCGACGGUUUCGAAAUUAGAGAGAAACUCAAAGAUUUCUUUUGUAGCGAAAAUGGUGCAGUUUCAUGGCAAGAAGCCACUAUAGACAGAAUUUAAUAGAUUGUGUCAAGACUUUUUCAUUAUUUUCAUACAUUAUGCCUUAAAAAGUUAUUAUAAAUAGUAAUUAGAACAUUUC